Messenger RNA from Homarus americanus (American lobster), 769 nucleotides. Its product is annotated as putative neural-cadherin 2. Lineage: Eukaryota; Metazoa; Arthropoda; Malacostraca; Decapoda; Nephropidae. Gene Ontology annotation, biological process: homophilic cell-cell adhesion. Gene Ontology annotation, cellular component: membrane. Gene Ontology annotation, molecular function: calcium ion binding. The record is from RefSeq and is a predicted model, not a curated record.
UGGACUUGAGGACACUUCUACCUGUGUGUGUCUCAAUUAACAGGUGAUGUGAGGCGCUUUCCAUCACCGUUUACCAAGUGAGGAGGAGUAGGAGGGAAAGGUCAGGUUCACUGUUGACCUUACCUGACCGACCGCCACCCUGAUCUGACCUAAACUGAUUCCUGGUAGUUCAGUAAAUGACCCUUGAACUUAUACUUGACCUGUGAGCUGAGUGGGGUCAAACGUGCUAUUGACUGACCAGCUGAUUGACUGCCCUGCUCAAGAGGUGUGAAAUAAUUGGAUCAUGAUAACCUUUCUAUUUGGUGUUAGUGAUGGAACUCUUGUGUGUUGGGAGAGACUAUAAAUAUGUGAGCUUAUAAUUUGAGAGACACAGGAAAGGGAAAGAAGAAACAGAUAAAGUUGAAUAAAACAUCGAUAGAAACAGUGAGACUAAAAAGAGUGAGAACUAUAAUAAAAACAAGACAGUAAAUAAAAACAGAAUAAGAAAAACAAAAACAAAGUGUAAACAAACCACAAAGUGUAAACAAACAAUAAGGUAUAAACAAACAAUAAAGUGACAUAAGCAAGAAAAAGAAAAAAGUAUAAAAAACUACAAAAGUACAAGAAUUUGAACCUACCUUCCCUAGACACUGUAGACAAACGAGGGACAUUUAAGACUCGUGUGUGUGUGUGUGUGAGCGUCAGAACCUACCUGAAGAAGGAGGAGGAAGGAUGGCGAUCAACGUGGUAAUCCCGCUUCUCAUUCCCCUGGAGGAGAACCUCUAUAAUG